AUUUACUUGAAUCAACCUAUCAGGGCCCGAAGGAGCAGCGAAUUGAACUUUUAAUAAGCACUGCACAACAUGGGCUCCAUAACAUAUUUCACGGACUCCCCUCCGAGCCCACCCCCACCCGGACACGUCCUGACCGCCCUCAACAACGUUUCAACUCGCGGCUAUCACUGUCGAGCCCUGCUCCUCCCCUGGCCACACUCCCUCUGCGCAGCCAUUCUCGAGCCGGCCUUGAUCCGCACUCUCCUCCCCGACUUCUCCUUUCUCGCUUCAUGUCAACUCGGUCCCGCCUCGGCCGCUUCUUCAACCAUUUCUGAUCACAAUGCCAUCGACACUCCUGACCCUGAUCCAUAUACCAAUGCUAGUAGACCCCCUCAUCACUCCUCCAACCCCAACACCAACCGGAACUUUGCCUUGCAACGUCUCAGCAGCCUUACACAAGGCGACAUGGUGUACCUGUACUUUGAAGGCGGGAGAGACCCAAGUCACCUCCUCCGUCCCGGUCCCAAUCCGCUCGUGCGUCUUCCAGAGGAGCGAUACAAUCCUGACGGUGAUGACGAGGAUGCAUACACCGCCGCCGCCGCCGCCGCCCACAGACUCAUGCAACUCUACCACCGCUUCCCAAUCCAGCAGACCCCAGAAGACGCCGUCCGUCAGUUGAUCACCCACCAUGAAGAGCACAGGUUGGAAAUGUCUUUUGAGGAACUACUAAUCCAGGGCCCCUAUUAUCCGUUCCGCGUUCCUGACAUUUGUUUUCGAAUUCCUCUCCCUCUCGACGGCCGAAUGGAUUUUUCUUCCAGACAUGGACCACCACCACCACCUCGUCAUUCUCGGUUAAUACUAGAUGCCAUGACCGUCCAGCGCAGUAGGCUUCUUGGAGGAGGGGGAGGAGAAUUCUCAUCAUCAUCAUCAUCAUCGGACACAACGGGAAUGGUCCUGGGGAUUGCGAUACACCAGGCUGUGGCAGAUGCGGCAGACGUUGAAGUCAUCAUGUCAAGGCUGAGGAGGGAGCUUUUGAGAGAGGUGGUUGUUGGAUUUGAACACGAAUGAAUGGGACAUGCUUCGCUGAGCAAGGCCAUUUGGUCGAGCGAAAUCAGAGAGGCAGGGAAUGAAGGAAUUGGAAAGGCAGUGCCAGAUCAUUGAGUGUUCCGCCAACUAGGUAGAAGUUGCAGCCAAAUGGCACUCACUGUAAGCUCAAAGCUUCAA
Messenger RNA from Neurospora crassa OR74A, 1203 nucleotides. RefSeq lists its product as hypothetical. The record is from RefSeq and is a predicted model, not a curated record. Bases 70 to 1047 code for a protein of 325 amino acids. Lineage: Eukaryota; Fungi; Ascomycota; Sordariomycetes; Sordariales; Sordariaceae. The transcript has a single exon.